GCAUUUUUGGGACAGACAUUUCGGCACUUCCAGUCGGGAGCGCGCGGGCCGGACGCGGAGGGACGCCGCUCCCCGGGACAACCCGGCAGCGAGGAAGGGGAGCCGGAGCCACCCCCGGCCUGGCUGAGAGGAAGAUGAAGGUCCUGCUGACGGUGGCAGUGCUGUUUGCCUGCUGUGUGUUCACAGCCCAUGGGAAGCUCCCGCACACGUAUGCACCGGGACUCGAGGGAAGCACUGUAGGAAAUCUGACCCAUGUUUGCUCCUCGGCUUCAAUGGACCGGUGCUGCCGGCUCCGUGCCUGCUGCUACGCCAGGCUGGCGGCACGGCGCUGCCGCGUGGGACCCAUCCAGCCCCCCAUGGCCCCCCAGGCGAGACUCCCCACCUGCAGAUCUGGGACGUGGUGCCAGAGAGCCGCCUGCAGAUGCGAGCGGGCAGCCCAGCUCUGCCGGCUGCGCAGCCGGUGGCUGCUCCGGCGCCGCGGCAAGUGCCGGGGACGAGCCGGGUGGUGUUGAAGCCAAAGGGCUCUUUGCAUUAAAACCACCUCUAGGCUGAUGAGCAAAGGGACGGCGCCAGCAGCGUACCCCAGCCCUGCUGGGUCUCCUCCUUGGGGCUUUCUGGCUUCGACACGAGGACAACCACCCUCUCGUGCAGUUGUGUCAAUGCACGCUGGAUCCGAGGAGGGGGAGCAGCUCGGAUGCAGUGUCUCAGCACAGAAAAACAAGGGAGGGGUGGCCACCUGCUCCUCAUCGCUGCGAAGGGCGAGAUGGAAGCCAAGCGCUCAUUUCCCCUUGGCUUGGCUCCUGUGCAGCCUCUCAGCUCCCUCUGCUUUUCGCUUCACUGCACAUUCUCUUCUGUUGCUCCCAAAUAAAACCAGAGAGCACAAAACUUCA
Molecule: messenger RNA, 890 nt
Organism: Strigops habroptila (Kakapo)
Lineage: Eukaryota; Metazoa; Chordata; Aves; Psittaciformes; Psittacidae
Product: basic phospholipase A2 A-like
Exons: 5
Coding region: 135-512 (125 amino acids)
Biological process (GO): arachidonate secretion; phospholipid metabolic process
Molecular function (GO): A2-type glycerophospholipase activity
Source: RefSeq, a predicted model, not a curated record